AUGUCGACCUAUUCGCCCGAAAAACGGCAGAGCAAUAGCUCAACGCCUAUACGAAAAGGUCGACAUGCUAGAACACCAGCAGUGACGGGAAGUGGUAGUGAUGCUGGAAGGCAUCUAUCCAUAGGAACAAUCAACGCAUUACCUUCUUCAACUAUGGGAUUACCGCCUGGUGUGGACCCAUUACGAUUGGACGCAGAUGAAACGUUUACACGAUUUGGAGUGAGGGAAGUACAAUCGAUCGAAGCAAGUUUACGUACAUCUCACGAUGCUCUGACUUCUAGAUUGCGUGUUCUCGUUUCGGAACGAUAUCGAGAUAUGUUGGGAACGGCAAACACACUGAUCGAUAUGAGCUCAAGUUCGUCAAAUCUGGUGGAGAGAUUAGAGAGUGUGAUGAAAGGGAUACAUAGUGCAUCUGCAAAUACAGGUAGCUCCACAGAUGGACUGACAGGUCUGUUAUCUCCAGUAGAAGAGAAAGACGUAGAGGCUGUAUCGGGUGUUGCACAAGAACGACAUAUCGACUUAUUCGCCAUCGCAGCAGCAACAAAGUUGAUCGCCGAAGCACCAGAUGAAGUUUGGACGUCAAUCGACUCAGCAAUGCAGACGAGAAAUGGUCAUCAUGCACUAUCUCCAAAUUCAGCUGGAUCAAGUAAGAGGAGUAUGUUGCAAGGCAGAGAUUUGAGUGAAUAUCAAGCAGCAACAAAUUUGCGUGCGAUUUGGUUCUUUGUGCUUUCGAAUGCAUCUUGGUCAUGGCUGCAAGAGAAACAUUCCAGCACGUAUGAUAAAGAUGUCCAAGACCUUUUUCCGUACAUCUCUCGUCAACACUCUGCUCUGAUGCCAAUGAAGAGCUAUCUCUCCAAUGCAGCAGAGGCUGGGUUGUCGGAUUGGAUGGAGGAAGGGCAUGGUGAUUGGGUCCACUCAUCUGCAAGUUAUCUCGCUACUAUCACAUCACUAAUAAGUCUUUGUCUGCUUGAAGGACAUCCGGUUGAGCAUACCUUUUACCUUGAGAAGAGAAAGGAUACGCUCAUCUCUCGUCUCAGAUCUUCGCGAAGAAAGGCAAGCAAUGAUGAACUGAUCGUCUUUGUUGUUCGAUAUAUCGCCGACACAUUGAUACACUCACUCCGGGCAUUUUCAAUAAGCACCAAAGAGCAGAAUUCACACUUGACAAGGCUGUGUGACAUGCUGAAAAGCUCCGAUCAGGACAGAGUCUCGUUUCCGCCAAGCGGUCUUUCGGUUCUCUUGACUUUACCAUCAGCAGCAAUCCUCUCGAAGCAUUUGCCGGAGGAAAUCCUUGCGUAUUCGCCUGACUUGAAGGCUCACUCUACGAGUAAGAAUGAAAACAUCUUGCAAGAAACCAAGAAGUGGUCCAGCAAUCUUCGGGAUGAAUCAUUAAGCCAAGCUAUACCGACCAUUAUCGAGAAGUUUAGCACAGUUGCCAAGAUUGGCGAAAUUCAGGGAAAGAUUUGGAGUGUAUACGAUAAAUGUUGCGCAGAAUCGGCGGCUUUGUGGGGAAGCUCAGAUACAGAGAUAGGUCAGGUGGUGCAGGAUGAAUUGUCAAAGCUUGUUCAGCAUAUCGAUACAUUGCUAGUCAAUCGUUUGAAGCAAAUUUGCAAAUUAUCAGGUGAAGAACUCUCAUCGUCUUUUGUUAGUAGUACAUCGGAUGCAUUACAGGCGCUGAAGAAUGAUAGCAAUGCAGAAGCCAGCAUGGAUCUUGACUCGACACGAUUCUUAUUUGAGACAAGUACUGCAUCUGAUGCAUCUUCGUUGGAGUCCCUCGAGCAACGUCUAAGAACAAGGACAAAGCAGGUGCAGGAGAUUAUAUCCUUGGCAGAACGACGUGCCGAAUUGUUUGCCAGCGAAACGAAAGCUUACACUACUGCCAUUCGACGUAGUGAAGAGAAAAGAGCUAGAAGAAAGGCAAAAGAGGAGCAGAAUGGAAAUCAACUACCCGGGUCCAAGAGUGCAAAACGAAAAGAACAAGAUGAUAUCUCUGCAAGCUUUGAGAUAUCGUUACAUACGGCAAAGAAAUCGAUCGCCGAAGGUUUGCAGGCAGCAAGCGGAAAUUUGAAUCAUUUACCUUCCAAUUUGUUCUUGAUUCGGCUUAUAGUCGCACUGCGACGUAGUUCCAUUUUCACCGCUGCAAGUGUUCGAUCGCAGAAAACGGAUGGCAUCCCAUCGAAGGAGGAAGACCACUUUUUGCAGAGCUUGGAAAAAGUGCAAAAGGGACUCAUCUCCAGUAUUUCUGAUAAGAUGGUGAAAGAAGCAUUAGAAAUCUUCAAUGAACGGAUAGAUGGAAUAGCGCCAGAACAUAGUGAAGGAUUGCCUGUCUUCCCAUCUUCUAGCCUGCUAGACGCUUUGUCGUUGUUAUCACGCAGUUCCCAAUCGGUCGGCAUCGGAUAUCGUAGCGAAGAGACAAAAUUGCGCAAGGAAUUGAUGAUUUCGUUCUGUGCAGGGUGGCUAAAAAUUGAUCAGUACACAUCGCAAAGUCAACGUUUGUUUGAUUUGGAGCUCUUACAAGUCAUUCUCGGAUUUGGAAGCGAUUUGAAGAAUGUUGUGGAUGUGUCACUGAAGCAUCUCGGGGACGAGUUGAAGAACCUCAAAGAGAAUAUAUUGUCUGCAAGUGGUAUCGAUACUAAACAAUGGUCGCAACACACCUCGACCCAUCUACCGCCAAUCUUAUCGCGCAUUCGCUUAAUCAUUGCUUCGAUCAUCGUCAAUGAAGGUGUUUAUGUUCGUGCAAUGAAGUCGAAUACGUCUACAUCUUCCAAUUCCACUGGCACUUCUAUACCCAGCCAAAUCCCUCCUUUGCCGUUGUUGCAACUAGCAAAAGCAAGAGAGUCUGUACCGCGCAUCAGACCUAGGGUGAUCACUUCAUCUCGAUAG
Messenger RNA from Meira miltonrushii, 2880 nucleotides. RefSeq lists its product as uncharacterized. The transcript has a single exon. The coding region runs from base 1 to 2880 and encodes 959 amino acids. Lineage: Eukaryota; Fungi; Basidiomycota; Exobasidiomycetes; Exobasidiales; Brachybasidiaceae. The record is from RefSeq and is a predicted model, not a curated record. Gene Ontology annotation, biological process: intra-Golgi vesicle-mediated transport. Gene Ontology annotation, cellular component: COG complex; Golgi apparatus.